Penicillium lagena is the source of this 2004-nucleotide messenger RNA. RefSeq names its product glycoside hydrolase family 31 protein. The record is from RefSeq and is a predicted model, not a curated record. Gene Ontology annotation, biological process: carbohydrate metabolic process. The transcript has 2 exons. NCBI's taxonomy places the organism in Eukaryota, Fungi, Ascomycota, Eurotiomycetes, Eurotiales, Aspergillaceae. The coding region runs from base 1 to 2004 and encodes 667 amino acids. Gene Ontology annotation, molecular function: carbohydrate binding; hydrolase activity, hydrolyzing O-glycosyl compounds.
AUGGCUUUCAUCUCUGAUGCCUCGUCUCUCACUUUCCGCCAUGACAACGAGACCUUACGCUUAGACGCAUGGGGCCCAAAUGCAAUUCGUGUCCGUUCCACGCGUGAGCCGUCAUUCCCCGCAGAUAAUUGGGCUCUUGAUGAAACCGUGCCCGCGCCUGCGAAGCUUUCUAUCGCGCACGACAAGACUGGUACCCUGAGCAACGGCAAAAUCACCGCCACUUUAUCGGCUCGUGGUAAGCUUCUCCUUACCAAUCAGAAAGGGGAGAUAAUCUUGGAGGAGUUUUCGCGCAGCCGUGUCGACCCAACGGAUCCCAAGGCCAGCGCUCUACGCAUAGAGCCUAGAGAGUUCAAGCCACGAUUAGGAUCCGAAUCAUGGCACGUCACUGCCAGAUUUGAGUCUCUUGAUCCGAACGAAAAGAUCUAUGGCAUGGGUCAGUACCAGCAGCCUUAUCUGAAUCUCAAGGGCGCCGACCUAGAGCUUGCCCAGCGCAAUUCGCAGGCCAGCAUCCCAUUCGCCAUUUCCUCACUUGGGUACGGCUUCCUGUGGAAUAACCCAUCCGUUGGCCGCGCAGUUUUUGGCAAGAAUAUGACGACAUUUGAGGCAACAUCCAGUCGCGUCUUGGACUACUGGGUCAUUGCUGGAGACACACCCGAGGAAAUUCUGAGAGCAUACACGGACGUCACGGGCAAAGUCCCCGAAAUGCCUGAGUAUGGCCUUGGAUUCUGGCAGUGCAAACUGCGCUAUCAGACUCAAGAGGAGAUUUUGAAUGUCGCUCGCAAGCACAAGACAGAACUCGGCCUCCCGAUGGAUGUUAUUGUUGUGGACUUCUUCCACUGGCCUAAGGAAGGUGAAUGGAAGUUUGACCCAACGUUUUGGCCUGACCCUGAGGCCAUGAUUGCCGAGCUCAAGUCUCUCGGGAUUGAGCUCAUGGUCUCAAUAUGGCCUACCGUCGACCGGCUUUCAGAGAACUACGAGGAAAUGAUCACUAAGGGGCUUCUGAUCCGCCAAGACCGCGGUGUGACCCUUGCCAUGGAAGGCCAUACUAGUUGCAGCCAUUUUGAUGCCACGAACCCCGCCGCGCGCUCUUACGUUUGGUCCAAGGUCAAAGCCAACUACUUUGACAAGGGGGUUAGGGUCUUCUGGCUUGACGAAGCGGAACCUGAAUAUACAAUAUACGACUUCGACAACUAUCGCUACUACAAGGGCCCGAACCAGAUGAUUGGAAACUCAUAUCCAAAGUUCUACAGCCAAGGCUUUUACGAGGGAAUGAGAGAGGCUGGGCAGGACAAGGUCUUGAAUCUUGUCCGAUGUGCCUGGGCGGGUAGCCAGAAGUACGGUGCACUGCUCUGGUCUGGAGAUAUCGCUAGUAGCUGGGGAACCUUUCGCGACCAGCUUGCCGCUGGCUUGAACGCAGGUCUGGCGGGAAUCUCAUGGUGGACCACUGAUAUUGGCGGAUUCCACGGAGGUGACCCCAACGACCCUGACUUCAGAGAGCUCUUUGUUAGGUGGUUCCAAUGGGGUGCCUUUUGUCCCGUUUUCCGCCUUCAUGGUGACCGAGAGCCUCGCCAGCCACAAUUCGGUAACUCGGGAGGAAGCUGGUGUGCUUCGGGCGCAGACAACGAGGUCUGGUCAUAUGGCGAGGAAGUUUUUGCUAUUUGCAAGGCCUACAUCCUACUCCGUGAGAAGCUCAGAGACUACAUUCGUGGUGUCAUGAAUGAGUCCCACACCAAAGGUGACCCCAUUAUUCGACCAUUGUUCUACAACUUCCCCAAAGACAAGAAGGCAUGGGAGGUGGAAGAUCAAUACAUGUUCGGAAGCAAAUAUCUCGUUGCUCCUGUUCUCAAGCACGGUCAGCGAGAGCGCCGUGUAUAUUUGCCUGAGGGUGCGUCGUGGAAGCAGUUUACAGCCGCGGGCGAGGUGACAGGAGAGGCAAAGAAGGGUGGGGAGACGAUUGAAGUUGAUUGUCCUAUCGGAUACAUGCCUGUUUUUGAGCAUAUGUGA